UGUAUGUUCACCCUGAAAUGAUUAUAUGACAAAAGGACAUAUUUGACCUUAUUCUUGUCCCACCGACACACACACACACACACACACAUACACACGCUCACACAGUGGAAGUUCUGUCCAGAUUCAGGUUUGGAGCCAGCUGUUGCAAAGUGCUUCGUACUGCCUCUUAAACAGGAAGAUAUGCCACCAGUCAAAAAAGGAAUUCUUGAGCGCCUGAACGCAGGCGAAGUUGUCAUUGGUGAUGGCGGCUUUGUGUUUGCAUUGGAGAAGCGCGGCUACGUCAAAGCAGGGCCGUGGACACCAGAGGCCAGCGUCACUCACCCAGAAGCUGUGCGGCAGCUGCAUAGGGAAUUCCUCAGGUCAGGAUCCAAUGUCAUGCAGACCUUUACCUUCUAUGCCAGUGAUGAUAAACUGGAGAACAGAGGCAAUGACCUACGUCUUUCUGGUCAGCAGAUCAAUGAGGCGGCCUGUGACCUUGCCAGAGAGGUGGCCAAUGAGGGUGAUGCCCUGGUGGCAGGCGGAGUCUCUCAGACACCCUCCUACCUGAGCUGCAAGAGUGAGGCAGAAGUUAAGGACACCUUUAAAAAGCAGAUGGAUGUCUUCAUUAGGAAGAAUGUGGACUUUUUGAUUGCAGAGUACUUUGAGCAUGUGGAGGAAGCAGAGUGGGCUAAACAUGGGAUGUGGGGCAGCGGCCUGGAUAUGCACACAAAGCCCUGGGUCAGAGCCAGGUCACGUCGUGAGUACUGGGAGCAGCUACAGCCAGCCUCAGGGAGGCCCACGUGCCCCUCCAUGUCCAGGCCCGAGGGAUGGGGGGUGACCAAGGGACAUGCUGACCUGAUCCAGCAUAGGGAGGUCACCAGCAAGCAGGAGAUGCAGCACCUGCUGGAGAUGCAGAAGAAAGCCAAAGCCAGUGCCUAAAGCAGGACAGGAACAAAAAUGGGGUCUGGGGAGAUGGUCCAGCACAGAGAUACCUGAGGUUACACCUGCCUGUUUCUUACCAGCUUAAAACAAGAAAAUGAAUGAAUUCCUUCAAGUUUCAACUGUAAGAUUCAAAAGCUCUUGCAACAGCUGGUUUUGCUGUGAGAUAAAGGAAAACACAUACAAAUAAACUGAA
Paramormyrops kingsleyae is the source of this 1114-nucleotide messenger RNA. Lineage: Eukaryota; Metazoa; Chordata; Actinopteri; Osteoglossiformes; Mormyridae. The record is from RefSeq and is a predicted model, not a curated record.